Molecule: messenger RNA, 319 nt
Organism: Nyctereutes procyonoides (raccoon dog)
Lineage: Eukaryota; Metazoa; Chordata; Mammalia; Carnivora; Canidae
Gene: FREY1
Product: Frey regulator of sperm-oocyte fusion 1
Exons: 3
Coding region: 11-310 (99 amino acids)
Source: RefSeq, a predicted model, not a curated record
CGGGUAGGAGAUGGUUCUCGCCAUGCUGGGGGCUCUGUACCCCAGGGCCGGGCUGAGCCUCUUCCUCCUCUACCUCAUCCUGGCAGCUGCACUCCUCCGCCCCCAGCCACUGAGGCCUCAGCAAUCUGUUCCUGAAGAAUUCUCAGCCCCUCUGGAACUCUCGCAGCCACUUUCCGGCCUGGUGGAUGACUAUGGGGUUCGACCCAAGCACCCCUGGCCACGAGGCCCUCGCCCCCUCCUCUCCCGGGCCCAGCAGCGCAAGCGGGACGGGCCAGACAUGGCUGAGUAUUACUACGACGCACACCUGUGACAGGAGCCC